GACGAGGAUAUGACAAAUUGGUUAGCCCCAGAGGGGAGACAUGCCAAAAGCUCAAACACGCCAUUGGAUCACUUCAAAUGCUCUCAAAAGAAGACUCCAAUCCUCGCAAACAGGAUACAGAUGGCCACGCAAAAUACACAGGCCUCUCCCAAGACGCAGGUCUCAAUCAAGACGCAGGUCUCAAUCAAGACACAUUUCUUACCCAAGAAACGCGUGUCCCUAAAAACGUGGAGCGGAGCGAAGAAACGCCAAGGAGGACUCCGCCACUCAUUGACCAUCCGAUCAGACGCGGGGGAACCAACCUGAACAACAACUAUGACGAAAAAAUGAAAGGAGCCGAGAAGACAUCGGACCUCCAGGGUUGUACAAACUUUCGGGAAUUCCCAGAGCUGGACCACGCGGGAAACAAAUGCAUACUUUUAGACUCUUACGCUGAUCAAAACGCCAAGUCACGGCACUCAGAAGAGUUGGAUAAUAUAAACAACAGCGCUGGCCGUAAAGACGCGCAAGACAACAGAGCGAGUAAGGUGAAUCUCGAGCCGCGGCAGAAACUUGCCAGCGGCGUGCUGAGGGGUUAUGGGUCAGAGGUCAACCCGGGUGACGCUCAAAACGAAAUUCUAUCGCAAUCCAUACCCGUGUUGGAUAUUGAUCACGCCGCACGAGACUGGAUAUCCUUCUACAACGUCCGGCGUGCACCAAACACUACCGGACGAUGCGUAACGAAAGCGGGUGACCAGCGCGGUGACUUUCCCGUUCCGACAACCAGCAAAGAUAAAGUGGAUUGUGGUCUAUACAGACGCGUGGAAAGGCUAGGUGGGCCGCUAGGUGGGCCGGACGUGAGCGAUUCGGAUUGUAUCGUCGAG
Lymnaea stagnalis (great pond snail) is the source of this 863-nucleotide messenger RNA. The record is from the annotation of a GenBank genome assembly. Lineage: Eukaryota; Metazoa; Mollusca; Gastropoda; Lymnaeidae.